GUUUAUAAUAGCUUUUGUUUUUGUUCAGCAAGUGUUCGCAACGACGUUCGGUAUUCCACUCUUCCCUUUUCGAUCUCUGCUAGUUGUGAGAGAAAAUGGAGUCGGAGAAUGAAGAAGGCUCUCCUCUCAGUGGCAUUUUGUGUCUGAAAACAAGACAAGACAUGAAGAGAAUCGAGGAAACAGAGGACUGCUUCAUUCUCGAUUUCGAUCCAUUUGAUUCCUUCGACGUUAAAAGGCUCUCCUUUUCCGGUGCCGACAGUGAGAGAGAUAAAGAUUUAGCCAUCAUCCAUGAGACAGGACAGGUGGCUUGUAGAGAUUACCCACAUCCAAGACAUCUUUGCUUGAAUUUUCCCUUUGGAUCAACUCCGAAUCCAACCCAUUGUCCUCUGUGUUACUGCUACGUCUGCGAUAAGCCUGCUCCUUGUGAAGAGUGGGCUGUUUCGUCUUCGCAUUGCAAUGCUUAUGACUCUACUUUGUGGAAAUUGAUGAGGACAAACUGAAAUCUGGAUUUCAUCAUGAGGAUUAGAGCUUCUUCUUAGGGAACUUUAAUUAGUUUAGUUAAGUUUCUUCAUCUAUAUGACUAGCGUAAUAGAUCGAUGUAUUAAUGUUUUGAGAAGUAAUGUGUUUCGGUUUUUCAAGUAACGAGAUUUCAUCAUUAUGAGAUUGUUAAGCUGUGUAUUGCAAAUUUGAAAGCUUUUGGGUCUUAGGAUUCUUCCAAAGGAGUGAGAUUGAAGCAAGAAGUUGCAUAAGCUUCUCAUGUUCUUUGCUAUCUGCUUUAAACAAAGUUCAGUAAGAAGUAGUAAUAUUGAGGUGUCGUGGACAUUUAAGUGUACACAACAACCUUUGAUUAAGGUUUUGUAACACUAGAUUAUGUUGCUUUAAUUUAACAUCAUAUAUCAAAUAAGG
Messenger RNA from Thlaspi arvense, 906 nucleotides. The record is from the annotation of a GenBank genome assembly. Lineage: Eukaryota; Viridiplantae; Streptophyta; Magnoliopsida; Brassicales; Brassicaceae.